AUGUCGGCGGCUCACAAAGUUCGACGUUUUGUCGUCACGUACGACGUCGAGGCGGAGACCGAGUUGGAGGCUCGGCGAAUCGUCGAUGCGCUGUGCUUGGAACAGACGAUCGAGCUCCCGGAGGCUUUGGCGCCGCCGGGGACGUGGAUCAACGAGCACGUCGUGGCGAAGACGCUCGAGUUGGCGCGGGUGAGCGAGCUCGGUUGGCGCGGACGGUAUCGAGCGCGAGUGGCGUUCUCCGACGAUGUCGCGGGUGCAGAGUUAACGCAGUUGAUAAAUGCUAUAUUUGGGAACACGAGCAUUAAGGAGCGGGUGAUGGUGCGAGACGUAGAGUUUUCGGAAGAGAUGCAGAGCGGGUUCGGAGGGCCGCGGUUCGGCGCCAAAGGGUUGCGGAAGCUUCUCGGCGUCGAGCGCGGACCGCUAGUGAUGACGGCGCUCAAGCCGAUGGGAACGCCGAGUGAUAAGUUGGCGGAGAUGGCUUAUGCGUUCGCAAAGGGUGGGAUCGAUAUCAUCAAGGAUGAUCACGGCUUGGCGAAUCAGCGCUACGCGCCGUAUGAGGAGCGCGUUCGGGCGUGCGCAGCGGCAGUCAAGAGGGCGAACGAGGAGACUGGACGGAAGUGCAUCUACGCUCCGUGCAUCAACGCUCCGGCGCAUUUGGUGGUUCAGCGCGCCAAGUUCGCCAAAGCGGCGGGUGCGGGAGCGGUGCUGAUGAUCCCAGGUAUCACAGGUUUAGACAGCAUGCGAGCGUUGGCAGAGGAUCCGGAUUUUGGUCUUCCCAUCAUCGCCCAUCCCGCCAUCCUCGGCGCGAUGUUGGGAGGUGGGACCGAAGAUGUGUGUCGUGGAUUCUCGCACGAGGUCUUACUCGGGCUGCUUCCGCGCUUGGCGGGCGCGGACGCCACCAUUUUUCCCAACUUUGGCGGACGCUUCGGUUUCAGCAUCGACGAGUGCAAGGACAUUGCGCGCGGUUGUCGUCGAUUGAUGGGACAUCAUGAGAGCAUCUUGCCGAGUCCCGGCGGCGGUAUGACCCUAGAUAAAGUGAAAGUCAUGAUGGAAACGUACGGUCAAGACGUGCUGCUCCUCGUGGGCGGCUCGCUUUACAGCCACAGCUCGGAUUUGACCGCCAAUGCGCGGCACAUUCUUUCCAUGGCUGGCCGUACUGACACGUACGGGCCGAGUGAAAAUGGCCAUUAUACACCGUCAAGGUACAAUCACAACGGAAAUUAUACACCGAUGACUGGGUUACGGCCAAAGUUGAGACUCGUCGACGAGAGUGCGACCGCACAGAGCCCCUACCCGACAACUCCGCACAAUGCGUACCCAUCGGCGCCGCCGUCAACGCCGUACACCAUCAGCCUCGAUCCGGAGGCGGUCGCGCAGAUGAGCGCGCUCAAGGAGAAGAACAGCGCGCUUGAGUCUAAGGUUGAGGAGCUAACGACGCUAGUGAAGCAGCUAAUGGAGGUAGAGUCGAAUAGAUAUCACGGCAACGGGUCAAAGCACGCGUCUCAGGGCCCACUGGAGGGCAAUCAUAGCAAGGUACUCAACAGGAAGAAGGGCGAAUUCCAGUGGGAGCGCGUGCCGCAGGAGAUGUAUAAGAUGGACGGGGCGAGUUUUAAGGAGUGCUCGAGAAUCGAACUUAUCGGCAAGCGAGGUGAGAGUCCGGUGUUCCACGUGCGAUACUUUGAAGUCGCCCCGGGCGGAUGGACGACGCUCGAGCACCAUCAACACGAACACGUAGUGGUCGUCUUACGAGGCGAGGGUGAGAUUCAGCUCGGACUCGAAUCCUAUCAUCUCGCUCAUGGUGACGUUGGCUACACUGCUCCCGGUGACACACAUCAACUUCGAUGUAAGGCGGGCGCAACCGAGCCUUUCGGUUUCAUUUGUGUUGUCGCUUCGGAUCGCGACAGACCGAUUGAGGAUGAGCCAGCUGAGCUGUUGAAAAUGUGUAAAGUGGCGCACGUGCUGGACGACAACGUUCGCGUUGCACUCGAGACACAAAUCAAACACCGCGCCGCCCACAAGGCUGCGCACGGCGCCGUUGCCGAGGGAUCGGCCUGCGAAUGGAAGCCGGGUAUGAAGAAGAAAGCUGAGGAGUCCGUGAGCGCGUGCGAAUGGAAGCCGAAGGCAAAGUCGAACGCAGAACCCAAGCCGACGCCGACGCGAUACUUCCCUUAG
Messenger RNA from Ostreococcus tauri, 2172 nucleotides. Its product is annotated as RmlC-like jelly roll fold. Gene Ontology annotation, molecular function: ribulose-bisphosphate carboxylase activity; magnesium ion binding. Gene Ontology annotation, biological process: carbon fixation. The transcript has a single exon. Lineage: Eukaryota; Viridiplantae; Chlorophyta; Mamiellophyceae; Mamiellales; Bathycoccaceae. Bases 1 to 2172 code for a protein of 723 amino acids. The record is from RefSeq and is a predicted model, not a curated record.